AUGCUCUAUCCAGCUAGCCCAGAAGCUGCGACCCGCUUUCUCAAGUUUGUCAACGCGUCUCCAACCCCGUUCCAUGCAGUUCACAACGCUGCAGCUCGUCUAGAGCAGGCUGGAUUCCAGAAAAUCAAAGAAAAAGAUGAGUGGGAGAAGUCUGUUCAACCUGGGGGGAAAUAUUACUUUACCAGGAAUCAGGCUGCGUUAGUUGCAUUCACAUUGCCCCAGAAGUGGAGUCCAGGUGCAGGACUCAGCAUUGUUGCCACGCAUGUCGAUAGCCCAAACUUGAAGAUCCGUCCUAUCUCCAAACGCACCAAGUCUGCCUAUCUCCAAGUUGGAGUCGAAACAUAUGGAGGAGGCAUCUGGCAUUCGUGGCUUGAUCGCGACCUCUCCAUUGCAGGCAGAGUGGUCAUUGCUGAGAAGACAGGCAAUUUCACUUCCAAACUUGUCAAGGUCGACAGGCCAAUUAUGCGUAUCCCAACGCUGGCAAUUCAUUUGGACAGAACAGUGAAUGACAACUUCAAAUUCAAUCAGGAAACCGAAUUUGUUCCUAUCCUGGGAUUGAUUGAAUCUCAGCUAAACGCACCUGCUCUUAAAUCUGAUAGCGAUGACGACAAGGACGACAAGCAGUCACGAAAGGCCCCAAAAGCCGCCUCCAGCAUUCAAGAAAACCAUCACCCUGCCCUGUUGUCUCUGGUCGCAGGCGAAUUGUCUAUCGCACCAGAAGAGAUUCAUGACUUCGAAUUGUCUUUGUACGACACACAGCCUGCCGUUCUUGGAGGGAUAAACAAUGAAUUCAUCUUCAGUCCGCGUAUGGACAACCUUGUGUCUUCAUUCUGCGCAGUUGAAGCCAUCGCUGAUAGCAUUUCGGCCCAGUAUUUCCCUUCAUUGCAAGGCAAUGUCAACUGCAUCGCUCUCUUCAACCAUGAGGAAAUCGGCAGUGUGUCAAUCUCAGGCGCCGAAUCUAGUCUUAUCCCGUCACUUCUCAGCCGUCUUUCACCCACACCUGCUGCUUACGCGCAGUCUGUUUCUCGCUCGUUCCUCAUUUCUGCCGACAUGGGUCAUGCCCUUCAUCCCAAUUACACGUCAAAACAUGAAGAGAAGCACAGACCUCUGGUGAACGGUGGUAUUGCCAUUAAGACCAAUGCGAAACAGAGAUACGCUUCAGACGCGAUUUCAACUUUCAUUGUGAAGAAAUUGGUUGAGAGGAAAGGCGGAAAGGUCCAAGAAUUUGAAGUUCGCAACGAUAUGCCCUGUGGUUCAACAGUCGGGCCAAUGUUAUCGAAAAUUGGCAUCCGGACAGUCGACGUCGGCAACCCGAUGCUGUCCAUGCAUUCCAUUCGAGAAACAGCGGGUUCCCAUGAUGUCCAACACGCCAUUGAUCUCUUUAGUUCUUUCUUCGAAGGAUUCAGCGAACUUGACAACGCGCUCACCGUUGACUGA
Cyclocybe aegerita is the source of this 1437-nucleotide messenger RNA. Lineage: Eukaryota; Fungi; Basidiomycota; Agaricomycetes; Agaricales; Hemipholiotaceae. The record is from the annotation of a GenBank genome assembly.